AUGUCUUCCUUACUAUUUGUGAUAAUAGGGCUCUCUAUUGGAAUAGUGUCGUCUGCAACUGCUCCGAGUGGAUGUACUUAUGAUACUUCGACGUCCUCCAUGGGACUUUAUAUAUGUGAUUUCGCCUCAAUAACUCUUCCACUAGAAUACGUGAAUUUCAGCAAUCCCGAACCUCAACGUUUGGUGAUUUAUGACGUCACUGGAGACAUUUCCGCAUCACAACUCUUUAAUGGUUUCAGCGCCUUCAACUAUACAGCUGUGAAUGGAGAUUAUACAAAUUAUUUAGAAAUUGGCUGCAAAACAGGAGGAACAUUACAAAUAUCCAGCACGACAUUUACUGACCUGAACUUUAUCAAUGAAUUUAAAAUGGUUGGAUGCAAUUUCAACAACGGUCUUCCGAGCAGCGCGUUUUCUACAUUUGUAGAACUAGAUUCGUUGACAAUAGAAGGUGGAACAAUAGCAUCAACAGAGUCAGAUACAUUUUCUGGAUUAAAUAUCACCAAGAUCUCUGGAGUUCCCAAUCCUCAAGGAAAGCUCGCCAUCAAAAACGCAAACGUGGGGACGAAUUUCUCCUCUGGGUUCUUUGAUCUUCUUCCAAUGGUUAACGCCAUUGACAUCAGCGGUUGCGGGAUUACGACUAUUGAUGCCACCACUUUUCCGUACAACAAUAAAGUUUCUUUACUGAAUCUGGCGAAUAGCAAUUUAACAACUUUACCAAAGACAUUUCUACAAAACAUGACAUCACUAGUGGAAGUUGACGUUUCUGGAAUUGCCUGGGAUUGCUCCUGUGACAAUCUUUGGUUUCUUGACCACUUUUCCGCGUACCGCAUGCGCAUGAAGGGAAGCAUCCUUUGCAGUGGCGGUCAAAGAGCAGCCCAAUAUUUCGGCGAACAGUGUAGAAGCACAGACGUCUGCAACAGUAUACCAGGUAUCGCCAUAGGAAUAGACUGCUUUGAAUGGUAUCAGAUUAUCUCAUACGUGUUCACCUCUGUGUCUUUCGUACUCGCCUGGAUUGCCUUUGUGGUCGUCGUCAUCUAUCGCAGAUCUAUGUACAAGAACGAAAAGGAAAUCGAAACUAGGAAACGAGAGAAGGCUAUCAGAGUCUUGGAGGCGCUGAAACGAGGAGGAGGAGGGGGACAGAAGGCGCCACCUAAAGCCAAUAUGAUGUGGGCUGUCACGGAUCAGUCCGAGAACACAGAAAUCAAGAAGGCGCUAUAAACAUU
This is a messenger RNA of Saccostrea cuccullata (small rock oyster), 1223 nucleotides long. RefSeq lists its product as uncharacterized. Gene Ontology annotation, molecular function: transmembrane signaling receptor activity. The coding region runs from base 1 to 1218 and encodes 405 amino acids. Gene Ontology annotation, cellular component: plasma membrane. Lineage: Eukaryota; Metazoa; Mollusca; Bivalvia; Ostreida; Ostreidae. The record is from RefSeq and is a predicted model, not a curated record. Gene Ontology annotation, biological process: inflammatory response; toll-like receptor signaling pathway; innate immune response. The transcript has 2 exons.